This is a messenger RNA of Striga asiatica, 615 nucleotides long. NCBI's taxonomy places the organism in Eukaryota, Viridiplantae, Streptophyta, Magnoliopsida, Lamiales, Orobanchaceae. The record is from the annotation of a GenBank genome assembly.
AUGCGUCGCCACCAGCAUAGGAGGCGAAACUUCUCGUCAGUCUCGAAUUCCGAUCCGGAUUUCGGAGAAGGCGAGGAAGAGGAAGAAGAUGAUGCGGAGGAAGGAUCCGCCUUGGGGCGGCGCCGCCGCCGGGGGAUGAAGAUGAAGUGCCUCUCGAGGACUACGACGGAGAUCGUGACGCCGGCACGUGCCGCGAGUGCUACGAGGAGGCCGGCGAGACGGAGGAGGAGCUAUAGCUCCAAGGUCAACUUCCUCUGGCUGCUGUCCAUCGGCCCUAAUUCGAUCAUCCGGCCCAACACGCUUUGUUCUCUGACGUCGUUCUGGUGGCAUCCGGUUCGCCGGGCUCAUCCGAUUCGCAGUGCAGUUCUCCUUCAAUUAGGGCUCAUCGUGUUGUGUUGGUAUUGUGCCCCUUUUCACCAAUUUCUGUCAAUCAGGUCCCCUGUUUUCAAAGCCAUGCUCGAGAAUGAAAUGGAGGAAAGCCUAAGCGGAACAAUCAAGAUUAGCGAUGUGUCUUACGAUGCCCUCUGUGCAUUUGUCAACUAUCUGUACACUGCCGAAGCUUGUCUGGACGAGCAAAUGGCAUGUGACCUCUUGGUGUUGGCUGAAAAAUACCAG